This is a messenger RNA of Saimiri boliviensis boliviensis (Bolivian squirrel monkey), 2145 nucleotides long. The record is from RefSeq and is a predicted model, not a curated record. NCBI's taxonomy places the organism in Eukaryota, Metazoa, Chordata, Mammalia, Primates, Cebidae.
GUUCCAGCACCUUUUCAACUGCUGCUGUGGGCACCAGCUCACCGGUGACCACGUUAACUCAGGGCAGUUCCUGUUCUACUGCUCCUGGAGGCAUCACCAUGUCUUCAACGGCUCCCGAAAGCACGUCAUCAACCUUGGGGCCUGCCACGACUACACCUGGGGCCACUGCAGGUUCCAGCACCUUUUCAACUGCUGCUGUGGGCACCAGCUCACCAGUGACCACAUUCACUCAGGGCAGUUCCUCUUCUACUGCUCCUGGAGGCAUCACCACGUCUUCAACUGCUCCCGGUUCCAGUACCUUUUCAACUGCUGCUGCAGGCACCAGCUCACUGGUGACCACGUUAACUCAGGGCAGUUCCUCUUCUACUGCUCCUGGAGGCAUCACCAUGUCUUCAACGGCUCCCGAAAGCACGUCAUCAACCUUGGGGCCUGCCACGACUACACCUGGGGCCACUGCAGGUUCCAGCACCUUUUCAACUGCUGCUGUGGGCACCAGCUCACCAGUGACCACAUUCACUCAGGGCAGUUCCUCUUCUACCGCUCCUGGAGGCAUCACCACGUCUUCAACUGCUCCUGGGCAGUUCCUCUUCUACCUGCUCCUGGAGACAUCACCAACGUCUUCAACUACUCCGCUCAUCAGGUGACCACUUUCACUCUGGGCAGUUCCUCUUCUACUGCUCCUGGAGGCAUCACCACGUCUUCAACUACUCCCGGUGAAGAAAGCACAUCAUCAACCACGGGGCCUGCCACCACCACACCUGGGGCCACUGCAGAGUCCAGCAACUUUUCAACUGCUGCUGCGGGCACCAGCUCACUGGUGACCACGUGGACUCAGGGAAGUUCCUCUUUUACCACUCCUGGAGGCAUCACCACGUCUUCAACUGCUCCUGUUGAAGAAAGCACGUCAUCAACCUUGGGGCCAGUCACGACCACACCUGGGGCCACUGCAGGUUCCAGCACCUUUUCAACUGCUGCUACGGGCACCAGCUCACCAGUGACCAUGUUCACUCAGGGCAGUUCCUCUUCUACCGCUCCUGAAGGCAUCACCACAUCUUCAACUGCUCCCGGUGAAGAAAGCACAUCAUCAACCACAGGUCCUGCCACCACCACACCUGGGUCCAGCACCUUUUCAACUGCUGCUGUGGGCACCAGCUCACCGGUGACCAUGUUCACUCAGGGCAGUUCCUCUUCUACCGCUCCUGGAGGCAUCACCACGUCUUCAACUGCUCCCAGUGAAGAAAGCACAUCAUCAACCACAGGGCCUGCCACCACCACAGCUGGGGCCACUGCGGAGUCCAGCACCUUUUCAACCGCUGCUGCAGGCACCAGCUCCCCGGCGACAAGGUACACUCAGGGCAGUUCCUCUUCUACUGCUCCUGUAGGGAUGACCACGUCUUCAACUGACCCCAGUGAAGAAAGCAUGUUGUCAACCACGGGGACUGCCACCACCACACCUUGGGCAACUGCGGGUUCCAGCACCUUUUCAACUGCUGCUGCGGGCACCAGCUCACUGGUGACCACGUUCACUCUGGGCAGUUUCACCCCUACCGCUCCUGAAGGCAUCUCCACUUCUUCAACUGCGGCUGGUGAAGAAAGCACAUCAUCAACCACGGGACCUUCCACCACCACACUUGGGGACACUGCAGAGUCCAGCACCUUUUCAACCACUGCUGUGGGCACCAGCUCCCCAGUGACCACAUUCACUCAGGGCAGUUCCUCUUCUACUGCUCCUGGAGGCAUCACCACGUCUUCAACUGCUCCCGGUGAAGAAGGCAUGCCAUCAACCACGGAGCCUGCCACCACCACACCUGGGGCCACUGCGGAGUCCAGCACCUUUUCAACCGCUGCUGCGGGCACCAGCUCACCGGUGACCAUGUUCACUCUGGGCAGUUUCUCCCGUACCACUCCUGAAGGCAUCUCCACUUCUUCAACUGCGGCCAGUGAAGAAAGCCUGUCAUCAACCAUGGGGCCUGCCACCACCACACCUGGGGCCACUGUGGGUUCCAGCACCUUUUCAACCGCUGCUGCGGGUACCAGCUCACCGGUGACAACAUACACACAGGGCAGUUCCUCCUCUACCCCUCCUGGAGGCAUCACCAUGUCUUCAACUGCUCUCGGUGAAGAAAGCAUUCCAUCAACCACGGA